This is a messenger RNA of Cajanus cajan (pigeon pea), 3662 nucleotides long. NCBI's taxonomy places the organism in Eukaryota, Viridiplantae, Streptophyta, Magnoliopsida, Fabales, Fabaceae. The record is from RefSeq and is a predicted model, not a curated record.
AUAGCAUAGCAGAAACCUGCAAGAGAGAGAACUGCAAGUUCGAAUUAUUCUUCUUCCUUGUAUGAUUGCUUUUAUAAUCCUCAGUACCUCUUUUGGACUCAUUACCCUCUCUCUCUCUCUACCUUUCACCGUAUUUUAAACUUUCUCUCUCCCUAGCCUGCUGCUACAAGAGAAAGAGAGAGAGAGAGAAAAAAAAUUAAGGACGCAAAGCCUUUUACACGUGAUAAAGAAAACACCAAAAGCUCUUUUGCAUGCGUGUAUAAGAUUCAUCACCACCAUCAUCAUCUUCUUCUCCCCUUUCAAACGCCCCAACUUACUCUUCACUUCACGUGUCUACUUAGUUUGCCAUAACCAUAAGGCCUUCUUUGCUAACCAAGAGAAAGAGGCACUCAGCAGAAAGGAAAACAUGCCAGUAAGACAGAUGAGGGAGAGCUCAGAACAACAUCUUGUGAUCAAACCCCAUUUGCAGAACCCCAUGAAUGCAGCUAAGAAGGUUCCAAGAGCUGUUCAAAAUGGGAAAGGUCCACCACCACUGCCCGAGGAACCCCACAACCAAACUUCACCUCAUGUAAGGAACAAGGGGAGAAGGAGGAGUAGAGGUGGCCGAAAAUGUGACCAAGAUGUUUUGAUGAGACCUAUGGUGACAAGUACUGUUGAAAAUGGCAGCACCAUGUGUGCUGAAAUAGAAAUGGGUUACCCUACUUCAAGCAAGUCUUUGAGCUUUGCUCCUAGGCCUGGCUAUGGGCAAGUUGGGACAAAGUGCAUUGUGAAAGCUAACCACUUCUUCGCAGAGUUACCAGACAAGGACUUGAACCAGUAUGAUGUCAGCAUCACCCCCGAAGUGUCUUCUAAAGCAGUGAACAGGUCCAUUAUAGCCGAACUUGUGAGGCUGUAUAAGGAGUCUGACCUUGGGAUGAGGCUUCCAGCAUAUGAUGGAAGAAAAAACCUGUACACUGCAGGGCCACUUCCCUUUUCCUGGAGAGAGUUUAAGUUAAAGAUUGUGGAUGAUGAGGAUGGAGUUAAUGGUCCCAAAAGGGAAAGAUAAUAUAGAGUGGUGAUCAAGUUUGUUGCCAGGGAAAACUUGCACCACUUGGGUCAGUUUUUAGCUGGUAAACGUGCUGAUGCUCCACAGGAAGCACUCCAGAUUCUUGACAUUGUAUUGAGAGAGCUAUCAUCUAAGAGGUUUUGUCCAAUCGGGAGAUCCUUCUUUUCACCUGAUAUUAGAACACCUCAACGACUUGGAGAGGGUUUGGAGUCAUGGUGUGGAUUUUACCAAAGCAUAAGGCCUACUCAGAUGGGUCUUUCCCUCAAUAUUGAUAUGGCUUCUGCUGCAUUCAUUGAACCUCUUCCAGUUGUGGAAUAUGUUGGCCAGCUAUUAGGAAAAGAUAUCCUGGCGAGGCAAUUGUCUGAUGCUGAUCGCAUUAAAAUUAAGAAAGCCCUCAGAGGAGUUAAAUUUGAAGUUACCCACAGAGGGAGUGUUAGAAGAAAGUAUCGUGUUUCUGGUUUGACUUCUCAGCCAACCAGAGAACUCAUGUUUCCUGUUGAUGAGAACUCAACUAUGAAGUCAGUAGUUGAAUACUUCCAAGAGAUGUAUGGUUUCACAAUUAAAUAUACUCACCUUCCUUGCCUUCAAGUAGGAAAUCAAAAGAAAGCAAAUUAUUUACCUAUGGAGGCCUGCAAAAUUGUUGAGGGACAACGAUAUACAAAAAGGUUGAAUGAGAAGCAGAUCACUGCUCUCCUUAAAGUUACUUGUCAAAGGCCUCGUGAUCGAGAAAAUGACAUUUUGCGGACUAUUCAGCAUAAUGCUUAUGAUCAAGAUCCUUAUGCAAAGGAAUUUGGCAUUAAAAUAAGUGAAAAGCUAGCUUCUGUAGAGGCGCGAAUACUCCCUGCCCCAUGGCUUAAAUAUCAUGAAAGUGGGAAAGAAAAGAAUUGUUUACCCCAAGUGGGUCAGUGGAAUAUGAUGAACAAGAAAAUGAUUAAUGGAAUGACAGUCAGCUGGUGGGCAUGCAUAAAUUUUUCACGGAGUGUGCAAGACAGUGUUGCUCGUACUUUUUGUACUGAACUUGCUCAGAUGUGUCAAGUAUCUGGCAUGGAAUUUAAUCCAGAGCCUAUUAUCCCCAUCUACAAUGCCAAACCUGAGCAUGUAGAGAAAGCUUUGAAGCAUGUUUACCAUGUGUCAACAAACAAAACCAAAGGAAAGGAAUUGGAGCUUUUGUUAGCCAUAUUGCCUGACAACAAUGGUUCUCUGUAUGGUGAUCUCAAGCGUAUUUGUGAAACUGACCUUGGUUUAAUAUCACAAUGUUGUCUCACAAAGCAUGUCUUUAAGAUCACUAAGCAAUACUUGGCUAACGUGUCUUUGAAAAUCAAUGUCAAGAUGGGAGGUAGAAACACUGUUUUGGUUGAUGCUGUAAGCUGCAGAAUACCAUUGGUUAGUGACAUACCAACUAUAAUAUUUGGAGCAGAUGUUACCCAUCCUGAAAACGGAGAAGAAUCCAGUCCCUCAAUUGCAGCUGUAGUAGCAUCCCAAGACUGGCCUGAAGUGACAAAAUAUGCUGGUUUAGUGUGCGCUCAAGCUCAUAGGCAGGAACUCAUUCAAGAUUUGUACAAAAUGUGGCAUGACCCUGUUCGUGGCUUAGUUAGUGGUGGCAUGAUUCGAGAUUUGCUGAUUUCCUUUAGAAAGGCAACAGGACAGAAGCCUCUAAGGAUUAUAUUUUAUAGGGAUGGUGUCAGUGAAGGACAAUUUUACCAAGUUCUACUUUAUGAGUUGGAUGCAAUUCGGAAGGCAUGUGCUUCCUUAGAACCAAAUUAUCAACCUCCAGUAACUUUCAUUGUCGUACAAAAAAGACAUCAUACUCGGUUGUUCGCAAACAACCACAGGGACAGGAACAGUACAGAUAAGAGUGGAAAUAUAUUGCCUGGGACUGUUGUUGAUUCCAAAAUCUGUCAUCCAACAGAAUUUGAUUUUUAUCUGUGCAGUCAUGCUGGCAUCCAGGGUACGAGUCGGCCAGCUCAUUAUCAUGUUCUAUGGGAUGAAAACAACUUUACAGCAGAUGGAAUUCAGUCUUUGACUAACAAUCUCUGUUAUACAUAUGCCAGGUGUACACGCUCUGUAUCCGUUGUUCCUCCAGCAUAUUAUGCACAUUUGGCUGCUUUUCGGGCGCGAUUCUAUAUGGAACCAGACCUACAGGAAAAUGGCUCCACAGGUGGUGGUGGUUCAAAGGCAAAGCCAGCAGGUGGAGAAUGUGGCGUGAAGCCAUUGCCAGCUCUGAAAGAAAAUGUGAAGAGAGUAAUGUUUUAUUGUUAGUUUGUGUGGUAGAUGAUGGAGCAUGCAGCAAACACUAUCAUGGAUUGCAAUGUUUACAUCCCCAUCAAAUUGUACAUUAAUGGCAACUAAGCAUAGCAGCAAUGUUUCCCAUGGUAGAUCCAUGCUUAUAGUCCUAGAGGCUUAGUUUAGGAUUCCUACAAGUAUUUGGCUGGACAUGGGAGGCACAUCAUAGGUUUAGUGUUGCUAACUCUUUGGUCCAGCCAUCACAAAAAUUAUUUAAGAUUAAAUUAGGCAUCGUCAAGAUAUUUAUGAAUCAAUUGUUGAAUAGUAGAAAAUUGCCUCAAGGCCAUUGUAGAAAAAAAAUUAAAAUUGUUGAAUAGUAGAAAAUUUUCACUCA